CCAGACAGCGUCCGGGAAGUGCGGGUGUGCAAAGGAGGCGCGACUUCAGCGACAGGGGGCGGAGCCACGCCGUCGCUUUCCCACGCGGGGCCAUUGGUAAAUCCGAGGGGGGGUUUGCACUGGAAACGAGCAAGCUCGGGCUUGAAAAGUUGCUUUCCAGAAAGGACAAAGGUGCAGCUGGAUGGAGUGAACAAAGACAAGUACAGCUAUUAAGGAGAGAGCACAACCCUUUCUGGUAAAGAGGAGUGUUAAUGGUUCAGCCAUUAAAGGCAGAUACGAAUCAGCAAACGCAUUGAAGGAAGACACACCUCUAUUCAUCUACUCAAAACCCCGAAAUUAGUAUUCAUCUCUCCUCCCGAAGAGCCUAUUCAACGGAAAGAAGGACUGAGUAGAAAACCAAAAUGACUUUAUGAAACGGCUUUUCAACAGACAAUUCCGCGGAAUGAGGGGGGGGACCACAGGCAAAAUAAAGUCUAUUUAAGGGGACCUCAGCUCGGGCAGAAUUUGUGAAAGGGGGGGGGUGUCACGGUGCAACAGAAGCUGUGAUGGAAGUUCACCCAGUGUCGAUCCCGGGUUUAUCGGCACUGUCCUGUUGAUUGCUGGUUUGCCUAAAUUUUGUUCUAUAUUUUCUUAAAUUAAUAAAAAUUAUUUUAUUAAUUUGGAAAAUUGGCUGAGCAUUUAUAAUGAUUUGGUGCCCAAACAGGGAUCAGUUUUUGGACCAGCAGCCCCCUGUUUUUGGCCGGGAGGUGCUCCGCUGUUUUUGCGGCCCGGCAGAGCAGGGAGAGUUUGUGGAACCAAACUGGCCAAGACGAACCAACCAAAUUUAAACCGCAAUCAAAAGGGGUUGAGAUAAAAGGCUAGCUAGCUGGGGAGGGUUCUCAGGAACUCGAGGGAGACCCAGGGAAGGGUCUCCAGGACCGCGGUAUUUUUUUCACUUGUAAAAAUCUCCGUGCACAAAGAAUCCACUCAAAAACAGGAAGCCGUAAGUAUUGCAUGGUUGAGUGGGGGUGAUUGAGUGUGUGUGAGUGAGACAUGAUUUAUCACGAGGCGAGUAGGGACUCCAAGGUCGCAGUUCCACUGCUCCCGCGAGAGACGUGGUCGACCAUGGAGGAAGCGUGUGUCGUCUUUUCUGUGUUACCCUGAACCUUGGUGGGACGGGGGAACAGAGUCAGUCGCCAGGGGCUGGGAGGGAAAGGGUACAUCCUUAGGAGUUCAGGACUGGUAAGCCCUUCUAGCCGGGACCAGGGAAUGUCCACCAUAAGGGAAUUGAGAGCCCACUGCCAGGUGAACACUCGCGGGACGGUCCCCCGUUGGUUAGUAGCUUGGUAGUACCAAGCCGAGGCUUGGAAAAGUACUGAGUAUAACGGUGUUAUAUUCAGGGUCAGGAGGACGAUAAACAGGGAGGAUGGAAUCCUACCUGAGCAAGAGUCAGGGGAAUUCUGUGGGAGGAAAGACUAGUGUCCCUGAAAUCCCGUGAGGAAGCCCAUUGGGAUGGAUGUUGGAGGUUUGGCAUGAGUGUCCAAUGAGGAGAAGAAAGUCUAAGGAAAAGAUGGUACAUUUUUGUAUGAAGGUCUGGGGAGGAAAGGAGAUUAGAGAGCAUGUAAUUUGGCUGGUGUUUGGCAUGUUCAAGCAGUGGACUUGUCAGGCCCUGAGUGAUUACAUGAAGAGCAAGGAUAAGAGGGAAUUUGAAGAGUAUGAUUAUACCCCUUUAUGGGAGCGGGCGUGAGUUAGGUUGUACCUUGUAAGGGCUGCGGGAAAAGAGGAAUGGGAACCUCCAGAUUAACUUCCCCCUCCCUAUGCAGCACACCUAUCCCUGCCUGCCCCUGCCCCAGCCCCUGUCCCUUCCCUGGCGCAAGCGGGAGCAGCGGCUCCUCAGCCAUUGCCUGCUCAGGCACCUCCCGUGGUGGCUUCUGCGCCACCGCUUGAGGACAGGGCAAGGAAUUUCAAAUACCGCAGGCACCCCCUCCACAUCCCCGGACUUCCCCUGUUUCCGAGGAAUCCUCCUCUGAACAUGGAGGGGCUCCCCUUUCUGGCCCCAGACAGAGCGCAUUGCAUCCGGCGGCCACUCCCCCAUUCAGGACAACUAGGCAGAAAGGAAGAAAAACUGGUGAAGAGUGAAAAUGAAGAGGAUGGGCACAAUUUACUUCCCCUAAGGGAAGUGCCCACUGCUCCUGAUUUUAUUGGCUACAUAGAUGUUCCUAUUAAUACCUCAGAUGUGAAAGCAUUUAAGAAAGAUAUGGGAAGGUUGAUGGAUGAUCCGAUCGGGGUGGCGGAGUGGCUUGAUAAGUUUUUAGGGGCAAGCAUUUAUACCUAUGAAGAUAUGACAGCAAUUUUAAGAUCUUUGUUUAACCAUGAGGAGAGGGAGUUAAUCAGGCAAGCCGAGAUGAGGGAAUGGGAACGUAAGAACCCCCAAAGUUCACCUGGCAAUGUAAAAUGGCCCAGUCAGAAUCCAGGGUAGAAUGCGCAGUCAGAUGAUGAUCGGAAAAUCAUGAUAGAUCUGAGGAAUCUGGUGAGUCAAAGUAUAAGGCAGGCAGUGCCCAAGGGCCAAAAUAUUAGUAAAGCUUUUAAUGAAUGUCAAGGAAAGGAUGAGAUUCCCUCGGAGUAGUUAGACCGACUCCGAAAGAGUCUCCAGAUGUACUCUGGAACCGAUCCCAAUUCUCCGGUGGGAGAGGUGCUUUUGAAAACCCAAUUCGUGGCGAGGUCAUGGGAAAAUAUUAGAAGGAAAUUGGAGAAGAUAGAGGACUGGCAGGCCAAGAGACUGCAAGAAUUGUUGAGGGAAGCGCAGAAAGUGUAUAUGAGAAGGGAAGACGAACAGCAAAAGGCGCAGGCGUGAGUGUUGGUAGCAGCUGUCAAGGAAAUGCAGAGGAAGGAGUUAUCCUCCAACUCUGAGAAAGGAGGGACAAGUGGAACCAGGAGAGGGCGCUCGCCUCAAGGCAGAAAGGAGCCGGGAAAAUCCAAAGAACCAAAAAAGUGUUAUUACUAAGAUGGUAAGGGACAUUUCAAAAGGGAAUGUCCAAAAAGAAUUAAGGAUGAGCAGGUCCUUAAAUUAGACGCAUGAGGAAGUCUUGAGCUCUUUUUCCUAGGGUUAUGACCAUCUGACGAGCCUAAGAUAAAAUUAAGAAUAGGCCCCCACAAAGAAGAGAUUUCUUUCUUGGUAGGCACGGGAGCUGAACGCUCUUCAGUCCAGCGGUUGCCGAGAGGUUGUGUCAAAAGUCGGGGUACAAUGAUGGUGAUAGGGGCAAAGGGGGAACCCUUUAGAGUUCCAGUUAUUAAGAAUGUGGAAAUUGAAUCAGAGAAUAAAAUUUGUGUUGAGAAUGUUAUUGGUAGAGGAAGCUGAUUAUAAUUUGUUAAGAAGAGAUUUGAUUGUUGCAUCAGGAAUUAAUGUGGUAGUUGAGGGUCCAAACAUAGUGGUGAGUUUGUAUAGAUUAACUGAGGAGGAUGAGAAAAAGAUAGACCCCAUGGUGUGGUACCAGCAAGGGGAAGGAAGGAGAAUAGACAUGACUCCGAUUUCUGUUGAGAUUCAGCAGCCUGAGGAACCCAUUAGGGUCAAGCAGUACCCUAUUUCUAUGGAAGGAAGGAAAGGGCUGAAGCCCGUGAUUGAUGAUUUAGUGAAGUGGGGAAUUUUAGAGCGGUGCAUGUCAAGACAUAAUACCCCGAUUUUGGCCGUGAAGAUGCCAGAUGGGAGUUUUAGGUUGGUACAAGAUUUGUGGGCUGUGAAUCAAAGGACAAAAACUAUUUUCCCAGUGGUAGCGAAUCCGUACACCCUUCUGAAUCAGAUUUCCCCUGAAGACAUUGGUAUAGUGUGAUAGAUUUGAAAGACGCGUUCUAGACUUGUCCCAUGGCAGAGGACAGUCGAGAUUGUUUUGCGUUUCAGUGGGAGGAUCCCGAGACCCAUAGAAAGCAACAGUUUUGUUGGACAUCUCUGCCCCAAGGAUUUACUGAUUCCCCAAAUUUAUUUGGUCAAGCUUUAGCGCAACUCCUAAGUCAGUUUGUCCCGGUGGAGGGGACCAAGCUUUUGCAAUACGUGGAUGACUUGUUAGUUGCUGGACCUAGGGAAGAAGAGGUGAGAGCAAGCACUAUAGAACUACUGAACUUCUUAGGGAGGAAGGGAUUGAAAGUGUCCAAGUCAAAAUUACAGUUUGCAGAGCUAGAGGUGAAAUAUUUGGGACACUGGCUCACGAAAGGAAAAAAGAAAUUAGGUUCACAUUGAAUUGCGGGAAUCAUUUCAGUACCACCCCCGAGAUCAAAGAGGGAAGUCAGACAAUUGUUAGGGCUUUUGAAUGUACUGGGGUGACAUUUUCAUGCUUUGUAUCCCAAAUCGUGUGUUUCUGUUCCCAUGUUCUCAGUUUGUUUUGUCUAUAGCUGAGCCCCUCCCCCGGCUGCUUGCUUUCGGCUUGCUUGCUGCUAGCUUUAGGCUGCUUUGCUGGCUUUGCUCUCUUGCUUUCUGCUUUUUUGCUUGCUUUUUGCCAUUUUUCUGCUUUUGUUUUUCCCCUUCUUUCCUUCCUCCCUUCCCUGAAGACAUCGGACCUGCUUCGGGUCCUGAUUCGGGAACGUCAAGGGACCCCCCCUGGAGUCUGCACCUGAGAGAAGCUUUGGCACCCUCCCCAGCAGAGACUGCUCACCCUCUCUUGGACUGGUGAAAACAUUUGUUGUCAUCUCGGACUGUUUUUCUUGUGUUGGGGAGUGGUUUUUUUGUUGUUUCUUAAUAAACAAGUUUUUUCCACUUUUCCUCUGAGGAAAUUCCUCCCAAACCCGGUGGUGGGGGAGGGAGUUGUGGAGAUUUUCCCCUAAUUUUGUCCUAAACCAGGACAAACAUUUUUGGUGGCCCGUACAGGGGGAUUGACCAUACAAAGUGGAAAAAACUUUAUUAGAAUAAUAUUUUGGUUUCAGUUGUUUUGUGGGCAUAUUGGUAUGUCUCUUUUUGAAGGUAUAAUGUCAUUUGGAGUGAAAGCCUGCCUCUAUUUCUGGUCAUUAGGGUUCUUUGAAGUUUUAAUACCUUUGUGGUCCCUAGGUUUAUUUUCUUAUCCAGAAAUAGCUCCGGUAUUGUCCCUAAUGCGUAGCUUUUGUAGCAGAGGGACACUAACCAGAAUAUUUAUCGGGCUGGGCUUGGUUGUGAUGAUUUGCAAGAGGUUUAUAAAAAUGUUGCUAUCGCUUCCAGGAAUGUAUGGUUCAUGGUUGUGGCUGUGUACUCAGUUUGUUAGAGGAGAAGAAGGGGAGGAGGCUUUUCAGCCUUUGCUUUCCUUCUUCUCCUCCGAAUUGUUUACAUCUCUAUUAGAAAAUGUUUGGUUCUCCCUGACUGCCAAGGACACCAUCUUUCUGGCAUUUAAUUUAGUAAGCUUUCUUUAUACUGUCUGCAGUUUAUAUAAGAUGAAGGCUGAGAUUUCUAGAGGGGCUGGUGAGACUCCUGAUUUAGGAAUAAAACCAAGGGUGAAGGAUCCUGAGUGGUGUGGGAAAUGGGAGGAUAUGGGCCGAAUUUUAAAGGCGUUUUCUGAUCCUGUAGUCUGGGACUUUCCAUCUGAACAAAUUCAGAACCCAGCUGAGGUGGUAAAGUAUCUGAAAGAGAGGUGCCAUGGUAACGCUAAGGAGGAAAGGAUCAUUGCAGUGAGCUGGGCCCUGGCACAUGCUUAUCGCACCCUGCUAGACACUGUAGGGCAACAGAUAGAGGAAAGGGAACAGGGAGAUAAAUUAGUUACUGUCCCAGUCACUCAGGCUGCAGCAAACAUCCCAGGCUCCAGGCCAGUAGUUAAACCAGAGAGUAAGCCUCAACCAAUGGCUGUUGCUGCAAAUACAAAAGGUGGAAAGUGUAAAAGCAAGACUGACUGAAGGGUGGAGGAUGAUGAUGAUCCAAGAGAAGGACCAUCACCAACAUCAGAGACCACACCAAGUGGCACAGAUUCCAGAGCCAAUAUUGAUUCCUUCUCCCUGAAGGACCUUCGAGGCCUAAGAAAGGAUUAUAGGCGACAGCCCGAUGAGUCUAUAAUUAGUUGGCUAGUCCGCCUUUGGGAUGCGGCAGGGGAGGCUACCAUUCUGGAUGGCACUGAAGCGAGGCAUUUAGGAUCCCUGUCACAUGAUCCUGUCAUCGACCAAGGCAUGAUGAGGAGGGCUAGCCCUCACAGCCUCUGGGAACGGGUCCUAGACAGCGUAGCACAAAGAUACCUGUGUGCAGAUGACCUUUAUAUUCAGCAGACACGGUGGAAGACCAUAGAACGGGAUCCAACGCUUGAGGGAGAUGGCAGUGGUAGAGAUCAUUUUUUCAGAUGACAUAACAACUAGGAAUCCGGACUUCGUACCGUGCACACCUGUAAUGUGGAGGAAACUUGUGCGCCUUGGGCCACCUGAAUACGCUUCUGCUCUAGCAAUAAUGAAGCGGGAUGAGAUAUAUGAGACUGUGCUCGAUAUGGCAAAGAAGCUUCGGGCAUAUGCGGAUGCUGUACAUGGCCUGACUCAUGCCAGAAUUGCAGCUGUGGAAACACAACUGCAGAAAUUAGAAGACAAAAUAGAGGAAAGUCAUAAGAAACUCAGGGAAGAGAUUAAGGAGGACCUCCUCCAAAUCUCAGCUGUACAAAUUAGAGGCCCUAGUAUCCAACGCAGACGUUCCCUUGUUGGGGAGAGAAGGUACACCCCACGAGCUGAGUUGUGGUUCUUCCUACGUGAGUCUGGAGAAAACAUGAGGAGAUGGGAUGGGAAGCCUACUGCUACUCUGGCACAACGGGUGCGUGAAUUGAAGGAAGGUAGGAAAAGGGAAGCAGCUCCAGUUGCCCGUAGUCGAACUGUCAGGCAUAAUGAUGACGAUGACUUGUCCGAUCCCCUUGAAGGAACCUCCAAGACAUAUGUCUCAGGAAAGAAGGAUAACCAGGCUUAGAGGGGCCCUGCCUCUAGCCAGGUAGAGGUUAGGGAAAACCAAGUUUUUUGGACAGUAUGGGUUCUAUGGCCUGGCACAUCAGAGCCACAGAAAUAUAAAGCUUUGGUUGAUACCGGUUGUCAGUGUACCCUAAUGCCAUCAGAACAUGAGGGAGCAAAACCUAUUUCCAUUGCCGGUGUGACGGGGGGAUCACAAGAGUUGACCCUGUUGGAAGCCAAGGUGAGCCUGACCGGGAAGGAGUAGCAGAAACAUCCGAUUGUGACUGGCCCAGAGGCUCCGAGUAUUCUGGGCAUAGACUAUCUCAGGAAUGGCUAUUACAAAGACCCUAAGGGGUUCAGGUGGGCUUUUUGAAUAGCUGCCAUGGAGGCAGAGGACAUUAAGAAAUUGAACACCUUGCCUGGACUGUCAGAGAACCCAUCUGCAGUAGGACUCCUGAAGGUAGAAGAGCAAUGAGUACCUGUUGCCACCUCGACAGUGCAUCGCCGGCAGUAUCGAAUGAAUCAAGAUGCUGUGAUCCCCAUUCACAAGAUGAUUCGAGAGUUAGAGAGCCAAGGGGUGGUUAAUAAAACCCACUCACCCUUCAACAGUCCCAUCUGGCCUGUGCGUAAAUCUGAAGGAGAAUGGAGAUUGACCGUGGAUUACCGUGCUUUGAAUGAAGUGACUCCACCACUGAGCGCCGCUGUGCUGGACAUGCUGGAACUCCAGUACGAGCUGGAGUCCAAGGCAGCGAAGUGGUAUGCCACAAUCGACAUCGCUAAUGCGUUUUUCUCAAUUCCUCUGGCUGCAGAAUGCAGGCCUCAGUUUGCUUUCACCUGGAGGGGCGUGCAGUACACCUAGAACUGACUGCCCCAGGGGUGGAAGCACAGUCCUACCAUCUGUCAUGGACUGAUCCAGACUACACUAGAAAAGGGUGAGGCUCCAGAACAUUUACAAUACAUUGAUGAUAUCAUUGUGUGGGGAAACACAGCAGCAGAAGUGUUUGAGGAAGGAGAGAAAAUCAUCCAAAUUCUCCUGGAAGCUGGCUUUGCCAUUAAGAAAAGUAAAGUUAAGGGACCUGCUCGGGAGAUCCAGUUCCUGGGAGUGAAGUGGCAAGAUGGACGGCGCCAGAUUCCUACUGAUGUCAUUAACAAAAUCACCGCUAUGUCCCCACCAACCAACAAGAAGGAAACACAAGCUUUCUUAGGUGCUAUAGGUUUCUGGAGGAUGCACAUUCCUGAAUAUAAUCAGAUUGUGAGCCCUCUUUACUUGGUUACCCGCAAGAAGAACGAUUUCCACUGGGGCCCUGAACAGCAGCAAGCCUUUGCCCAGAUCAAGCAGGAGAUUGCUCAUGCGGUAGCCCUUGGCCCCGUCAGGACAGGACCAGAGGUGAAGAACGUGCUCUACUCUGCAGCUGGGAACCAUGGCCUGUCCUGGAGCCUCUGGCAGAAGGUGCCUGGUGAGACCCGAGGCCGACCAUUGGGAUUCUGGAGUCGGAGCUACAGAGGGUCUGAAGCCAACUACACCCCAACGGAGAAAGAAAUCCUGGCCGCGUAUGAAGGAGUCCAAGCUGCUUCAGAAGUGAUUGGUACCGAGGUACAACUCUUCCUGGCACCUCGACUACCCGUGCUGGGGUGGAUGUUUAGAGGAAAGGUUCCCUCCACCCAUCAUGCCACCAAUGCUACAUGGAGCAAGUGGAUUGCCCUCAUUACACAGCGUGCCCAAAUUGGGAAACUAAAUCGUCCUGGGAUUUUGGAGGUAAUUACAAAUUGGCCUGAGGGUGAAAGCUUCAGUCUCACUGGUGAAGAGGGAGAACAGCAAGUGACCCGUGCUGAAGAAGCUCCACCAUAUAACCAACUGCCGGCAGAAGACACACGCUACGCUCUUUUUACUGAUGGUUCCUGUCGCCUUGUGGGGAUGAACCGGAAGUGGAAAGCAGCCGUAUGGAGCCCCACACGACAAGUUGCACAAGCUAUCGAAGGAGAAGGUGGAUCGAGUCAACUUGCGGAGCUCAAAGCCGUUCAGUUGGCCCUGGACAUUGCUGAAGCAGAGAAGUGGCCAAAACUUUACCUUUAUACUGAUUCCUGGAUGGUAGCCAAUGCUCUGUGGGGAUGGCUGAAGAGAUGGAAGGAGGCGAACUGGCAGCGCAGAGGAAAACCAAUUUGGGCUGCUGAAGAAUGGAAAGACAUCGCUACCCGGUUAGAGAAACUACCUGUGAAGGUUCACCAUGUAGAUACCCAUGUCCCUAGAAGCAGAGCUAAUGAGGAGCAGCAGAACAAUCAGCAGGUAGAUCAGGCUGCAAAGAUAGGGGAGUUGAAGAUAGAUCUUGACUGGGAGCACAAAGGAGAGCUGUUCCUAGCACGAUGGGCCCAUGAUGCCUCAGGCCACCAGGGUAGAGAUGCCACCUAUAAGUGGGCACGAGACCAAGGGGUGGAUCUAACCAUGGACAGCAUUUCUCAGGUUAUUCAUGACUGUGAGACAUGUGCUGCCAUUAAACAGGCUAAGCGGGUGAAGCCCCUCUGGUAUGGGGGGCGGUGGUCCAAGUACAAGUAUGGGGAGGCCUGGCAGAUUGAUUACAUCACGCUGCCUCAAACCCGCCAAGGCAAGCGCCAUGUACUAACCAUGGUAGAAGCCACUACGGGAUGGUUGGAAACCUACCCCGUGUCUCAUGCUACAGCCCGCAACACCAUCCUGGGCCUUGAAAAGCAGGUCCUUUGGAGGCAUGGUACUCCUGAGAGGAUUGAGUCAGACAAUGGGACUCAUUUUAAAAAUAAUCUUAUUAACACCUGGGCUAGGGAACAUGGCAUAGAGUGGGUGUACCACAUCCCCUACCAUGCACCAGCUGCAGGUAAAGUGGAGAGGUACAAUGGAUUGUUAAAAACCACUUUGAAAGCACUGGGUGGGGGUUCUUUCAAGAACUGGGAGCAGCAUUUAGCAAGAGCCACCUGGUUAGUUAACACUUGAGGUUCCACCAACCGAGCAGGUCCUGCCCAGUCUGAGCCCCUUAAUAUAGUAGAUGGAGAUAAAGUCCCAGUGGCCCAUGUCAGAGGUUUGUUGGGGAAGACAGUAUGGAUUAAUCCUUCCUUGAGUACAGGCAAACCCAUUCGUGGGAUUGUCUUUGCUCAAGGACCAGGUUAUACCUGGUGGAUAAUGCAGAAAGAUGGGACAACCCGUUGUGUACCUCAGGGAGAUCUGAUUGUGGGAUAUCGUUUGCUGAGCGUUACCACCAUUAUCUGUACGUUAGAUCAUACAGAUAUGAGACAGAAGGAAACGUGAAAGUGUCAAAGGUCUGAGCAAGUGAGAUGGAAGGAAAUGUGUAAGUGUGGAAGGUUUGAGCAAGUGAGAAGAAAGUUUUUACAUUGUGUUCAGUAACAUGUUCACGAUAUGGGAUAAGGGGUGGAAUGUCCUGGGGUGACAGGACAUUUUCAUGCUUUGUAUCCCAAAUCGUGUGUUUCUGUUCCCAUGUUCUCAGUUUGUUUUGUCUGUAGCUGAGCCCCUCCCCCGGCUGCUGGCUUUCGGCUUGCUUGCUGCUAGCUUAUGCUCACUUUGCUGGCUUUGCUCUCUUGCUUUCUGCUUUUUUGCUUGCUUUUUGCCAUUUUUCUGCUUUUGUUUUUCCCCUUCUUUCCUUCCUCCCUUCCCUGAAGACAUCGGACCUGCUUCGGGCCCUGAUUCGGGAACGUCAAGGGAACCCCCCCCGGAGUCUGCACCUGAGAGAAGCUUUGGCACCCUCCCCAGCAGAGACUGCUCACCCUCUCUUGGACUGGUGAAAAUAUUUGUUGUCAUCUCGGACUGUUUUUCUUGUGUUGGGGAGUGGUUUUUUUGUUGUUUCUUAAUAAACAAGUUUUUUCCACUUUUCCUCUGAGGAAAUUCCUCCCAAACCCGGUGGUGGGGGAGGGAGUUGUGGAGAUUUUCCCCUAAUUUUGUCCUAAACCAGGACAGGUUAUUGCAGACAGUGGAUUGAAAGUUAUAGUGAGAAAAUGAAGUUUUUGUAUGAAAAGAUGACCACGGAUAAAGUGGUCAGAGCAGGACGAGAGAAGGUUUGAAGAGUUGAAAGGGACUCUGGUUAGCGCUCCUGUUCUAAGCCUUCCUGAUAUAAGAAAGCAGUUCCAGUUGUUUGUAGAUGCAAGCAAUCACACAGCGCAUAGAGUGUUAACGCAGGACUGGGCGGGCAUUAGAAAACCAGUGAGGUAUGUGUCAAAGCUUUUGGACCCUGUGAGCCAUGGCUGGCCGACUUGUCUGCAGGCGGUAGUGGCUGUGGCAUUGAUAGUGGAGGAAGCGAAAAAAAUUGCCUUGGGGGCACCUUUGGUAGUAUACACCCCGCAUAAUGUUAGGGGUAUACUCCAACAAAAAGCAGACAAGUGGCUCACAGAGGCUAGGUUGUUGAAAUAUGAAGCUAUUUUGAUACAUUCUCCUGAGCUGGAGUUGCAGACUGCGGCCGUCUGAAACCCCGCCCAGUUCUUGUUCGGAGAAGUAGCGGAAGAAUGCAAUCAUGAUUGUUUGGAGGUAGUGGAAUUGCAAACAAAAAUAAGACUGGACUUAGAGGAUGAGAAGCUGGAAGAAGGUGGGAAGUGGUUUGUAGACAGUUCUGUGAGAGUGAUAGAAAGGAAAAGAAAGUCAGAGUAUGCAGUGGUAGAUGGCAAAUCUAGAGAAGUGAUUGAGUCAGGACUGUUGAGUGCUGUCUGGUCAGCACAAGCCUGCGAGCUGUACGCAGUUCUGCAGGCACUUAAGGGACUUAAAGGGAAAUGCGGAACCAUUUUCACAGAUUCCAGAUAUUCAUUCGGGGUGGUGCACACUUUUGUGAAGAUUUAGGAAGAACCUAAGUUGAUUAGUACCAAAGGAAAGGGGUUGAUUCAUCAGGAAUUAAUAAAACAAAUUUUAGAACCUGUAAGGGGACCAGAAGCCAUCGCAGUGGUUCAUGUAAAGGGACAUCAGUCAGGGCUUCAAUUUAGAACGAGGGGAAACAAUUCAGCUGAUAAAGAAGCAAAAAGGGCAGCAAUUUUAGUAAUGAGCAUCUCAGAAACUGAGAAAGAAAGUAUCCCGAAUUAUCCUCCCCGGUUAUCCCCACAGGAAAUAGAAGAAUAUAAGAAGUUAGAGAGCAGAUGAGAGGAGAGAAAAUGGAAGCUACCAGAUGGUAGAGAAUUGUUAUCAAAGGAAUAUACCAGGAGAAUUUGGAAUAAGUUACAUAAACAAACUCGUUGGGGGACUCAGGCUUUGGCUGAACAUUUUCUAAAAUUUUUUGGGUGUAAGGGAAAACAGGAGAUAAUGGGAUGCCUGAUAUGCCAGAAAAUAAAUCAGGCCAAGUUAAGAUAGACCCCUCCAGAGGGGCAGCCCCUGGCAUAUCAACUGUUUGGGAGGGUACAAGUGGAUUUUACACAGCUACCCAAGGUGGGGAGGUGCAAAUAGUUAUUAGUAAUAGUAGAUCAACUCACUCACUGGGUGGAGGCUUUUCCUACAGCUAGGGCUACAGCCCAAACUGUUAGGAACGAAAGAAAAAAAAAAAAAAACCAAAAAAAAACCCAACAACAAAACAACCACCCCACAACUGACCCUCUCCUGGCUAGAGUAACACCCCCCACACCCCAGACAAUCUGAGUAGGGAGAGCUGCCCUGAAGGAAAGUUGCCUGGCAACUUUUCCCUACCUAAUUGAAAUGUGAAAAGAAGCUGCCCACACCUAGAUAGCCCUAUUGUCCUUUGUAACUACCUCAUUUAGCAAGAGUAACUUCGGCUAUGACCAGGACAAAUGCAUAUGCAUUUGGAUAUGCAGAUAGGGCAGGGCCGCCCCCGUGGAUCCUGGGAGGUUUUUUUUGGGGAAACUGCACCCCAGGACAGGAAGCUAGAUUCGUCAGAAGAGAAUUGGAUAGUGCCCUGGCUGAGCGGGGAGUGGGUGCACCUCCUGGCCUGGUUUGAAGAUUGGCCAUGACCUGUGAGGAGCCUGAAUGGAAUGGGAACCAGCCAGCUGAGCUGACUGAUGCAGAGAAUGGGAAACUCUUGAAACUUUUCCCUGAGGGCAAAGAGCUGACUGCCAGUGCUCUGCCUUCUGAUGGUUGACCAGAGAGAACUGCCAGCUGUUUCUAUGGGAACAAGGACUCAGCAUCCACUGGGACAGCACCUGCUCCUUCAGAUGGCUGCAGUAGUGUGGAAAACUCCGAUCGGACUUUGCAAUCCUGCUGAUGAUUUUAAUAAUGAGCUGAUCACUUUAAUAAAGAGCUGAAUAUUAAUAAAGGCAUAUGUCCUGUUCUUUUCAAUUGGGGACUCA
Messenger RNA from Prinia subflava (tawny-flanked prinia), 13095 nucleotides. RefSeq lists its product as uncharacterized. NCBI's taxonomy places the organism in Eukaryota, Metazoa, Chordata, Aves, Passeriformes, Cisticolidae. The coding region runs from base 8003 to 9802 and encodes 599 amino acids. The transcript is spliced from 2 exons. Gene Ontology annotation, molecular function: RNA-DNA hybrid ribonuclease activity; nucleic acid binding. Gene Ontology annotation, biological process: DNA integration. The record is from RefSeq and is a predicted model, not a curated record.